Molecule: messenger RNA, 2450 nt
Organism: Etheostoma spectabile (orangethroat darter)
Lineage: Eukaryota; Metazoa; Chordata; Actinopteri; Perciformes; Percidae
Product: potassium voltage-gated channel subfamily V member 2
Exons: 4
Coding region: 253-1881 (542 amino acids)
Biological process (GO): action potential; protein homooligomerization; potassium ion transmembrane transport
Cellular component (GO): membrane; voltage-gated potassium channel complex
Molecular function (GO): delayed rectifier potassium channel activity
Source: RefSeq, a predicted model, not a curated record
AGCAAUAGGAUUAGAGAAUCAGUAAAGAGCCUGAAUCCCUAACUCAUGCUGUUGAUCUUCUUGCACGCCGAGAGACCAGCACGGUAGCCGUUUCUUUAUCUUUAUUUUAACCUGAAAGCAGUUUUUUAGAGCACAACAUUCAGCCUAAAUGGAGAUUCUGUGGAGUACAGUUGUUAUCGUUUUUCCCUGACUUGAUUGGGACAAAACGUUUUUGUUUGUUUUAAUUGGUUUGUCUUCUGACAAGCUGUCACAAUGGCAAAUGUAAUGCCAAGGUUGAAAGUGCUGAAAAAGCGUCGCUCCAGUCUUUUUUCAACCAUAAAACGGGAGUUAAGCUUUUCACAAAGCAAUGAAGAACAGGAGGGUGAAUUUCCCUUUUCACAGGACAGCUCUGUGAAAGCAUGGACAUCUAUGGACAACCUUAAUGCACCUAUUGAGAAAAAAGGUGCAACAAAAGAUCAGAAAAAACCUGUAUCAAACCCAAGGAAAUCAAACAUUGUUAAGCUCAACGUAGGUGGAAAGUUGUUUCACAUCCCAAAGAAGUUGGUCCUCAAAUACCCAAAAACCAGAAUUGGAAUCCUAGCCCUCUGUGAUGACCCAGCCAAGCGGCUGACGCUCUGUGACGAUUACAACGUUCGGAACGAUGAAUUCUUUUUUGACAGGGACCCCAUGUUUUUCCACUACAUAUUCCACUUUUAUUGCAGUAAUGUCCUGUGGGUGAUGGACAGUCUCUGCCCUGUCAACUUUGAGGAAGAGUUGACAUUCUGGGGGUUGAAACUGAAGGACACUCCAAGGUGCUGCCGUAUUCUGUUUGAGGAGAAAGUGGACGACAUCAGAGACCAACUGAAGGUGAACCAGGAGUUGAUUGAUGAGAUUAAGCCUCACCAUGAUGGUGAGGGAUACAAGAAUAUGUUUCUUGGAAGCUUUCGGAAGAUCCUUUGGGACUUGAUGGAGAAUCCUUACUCCUCACUGUCAGCCAAAGCCUUUGCUGUGUUUUCCAGUCUCUUUGUGCUUAUCUCUAUUGUUGCCAUGACAAUGAACACAGUAAAUGAACUCAGGCAGUACAAACUUUAUGGCAAAACCUACAUGGAGUGGGUAGAGGUUUCUUCCAUCCUUUUCUUUGCAAUGGAGUACUUUUUGCGGUUACUCACCACAUCCAAUAUCAGACAUUUUUUGAAGAGUGCUCUCAACUUUGUGGAUGUGGUGGCUGUUAUGCCAUACUUCCUGCAGAUCGUUUUUGAGACAUUUGUUAUGGAUUCAGAAGACGUAGGUGCAAAGGAAGAUUUGAAGACCAUGGCGAGGGUCAGUAAAGUCAGCAAGGUGCUGAAGGUUGUCAAGUUGAUGCGCAUCUUCCGUAUCUUGAAGCUUGCCCGUCACUCCACAGGCAUGAGGGCGUUUGGUUUCACCAUCCGACAGUGCUCUGAGCAGGUGUGCUGUCUGUUUCUGUUCAUUGCCAUGGGCAUCUUCACCUUCUCUGCUCUGAUGCACUCUGUGGAAGUGGAUCAGCCUGGGACCCCGUUCAGCAGCAUACCAGAUGCCUGGUGGUGGGCUGCGGUGAGCAUCUCUACUGUGGGCUACGGAGAUGUCGUACCUAUCUCCUAUCUCGGCCGCUGUGUGGCGUUUGGCUGCAUCUCUUUUGGCAUCAUCCUCAAUGGCAUGCCCAUCUCCAUCCUGUUUAACAAGUUUUCCGACUAUUACGCCAAACUGAAGGAACAGGAGUACACAAUUUCAAACACAGAGCGCACCUUCCAGCUGAGGAAACGUAUGAGGCGCAAGUUUGACAACUGCUUCUCACCCCAGCCAGAGGAGUCUGAUGACGACAUACACUAUCGGCCCUGUGUUAGUCAAACUGUCCAUGAGAGGGAGGAUUUAGCUGCCCACUAGUUGUGACCUCGCUCACCCUAAAUGGCCUUUUCACUAAUGAGUCCAGAAAGUGUAAGACCCCAUCUGCCUCCAACUCUGAGCCUAUGUGAUUUAAGAUGAACAAUCUAGGGAAGGGGGGGGGACAAAAGCAAGUUAAGAUAAGCUUAAAGCUUCAGCUUUACAGUGAGUGCUGUUUGCACGCUGUGGGUGAUGGUGACUUCUCUGUCAAAUGGACAAGAUGCUUCCCCGCUGGACAGCUUGUUGUCUGUUUCCAAGAAUAGCACCUCAGCACGGAAACUUAUUCCAGCUAAACUGAGAUAGAUGUUUGACACAAAGAGGUCAAGUAGUUUCAAUAUUAAUGGGAGUGUGAUACAGAGUUGUUACAUCUAACUUUAUAUUCUUAAUACUUUGCACAACAGAAUAACUUUGAUUUGAAUGGCGAGGACUUAAAUACCAACCGGGUGUAGUCAUUGUCUUCCACUUUUUAGACUAUACAUGGUAGAAAAUACAAGUCCUCCCCUGUGCAAAGCUCUUCCAUGUGCCAUGCUUCAUGAUUCGGAAAAAUGGUAAUCUUGUAAGAACAACGUCAU